Molecule: messenger RNA, 710 nt
Organism: Cucurbita pepo subsp. pepo (vegetable marrow)
Lineage: Eukaryota; Viridiplantae; Streptophyta; Magnoliopsida; Cucurbitales; Cucurbitaceae
Product: Pollen Ole e 1 allergen and extensin family protein
Source: RefSeq, a predicted model, not a curated record
GAAACACUCUAAUUUGUAAAUGCUGCUACCGACACAUUUCUCCUGAUCAGUGCAGACAGAUCAAAAUUUGGAGCUGAAGAAGACAUUGAAGCCCCCUAGCCAGGUCCAUGGAAUCGCAGAGGAAGAAGCUAUUGAUGGGCAUGAUUAUUCUCACCAUCUUCGUUUCGGGUUCGAGAGCCUGGACCGGGGAAAUCCAUGGCCGAGUUAUCUGCGAUGUCUGUAGCGAUUCUUCCAUUGGCCCAGAAGACCAUGUUCUCCAAGGUGCUGAAGUAGCUGUUCUGUGCAUAACAAGAUCAGGAGAAGUUCUAAACUACCAGGCAUUUACAAACUCCAAAGGUAUCUACACUGUUGCAGAGACGAUGUCGGAGAGUGACCGAUGGGAUGCAUGUCUUGCUCGGCCGAUCAGCAGUUUCCAUGAACACUGCACCCAACUGGGCGCCAAUAGCUCGGGAGUGAAAUUCAGUUACAAGCAUCCAUCUGGUCACUCUCACACUGUCAGGCCUUUCGUAUAUCGGCCGAGCAGCGUGCCAACAUACUGCAUUUGACAAAUUUCUUAAAUGUAUCAGCAAUAAGGUUGUGAGGUUGAAGUUCCAGAAUGGAGUUUUCUUGUGAAAAAUUGCAUCUGCUAUAUCCUGGUUUGGGUAUAAGCCUUUGCGAAGCAGCUAAUAUAAGUAAAUUCAACUUUGUGAUAAACCAAUUCUGGUUUGAAA